GAGAGAAAACAGCAAAAUGGGUAGUAAAACAAGGGUUUGUACAGCUCCAAAAGUUUAGCUUUAGCAUUGCUUUAAGAACUCCAAGGCAGUUAGGAGGUAGGGACAGAAGGUCGUAGACUCCCAGGGCCUUUCCAAGCAUCUUUUCUUUCUUUCCCCUCUGCUGUAGGAGGUCAAGUAGCCUGAGCAAGUGUUCGUUCUCUGUUGCCAUGUAAUGUUUAGGCUCAGAGUUUUCUCAUUAGAUUUGCAAAAUUACAGAGCUUCAUCUACACUAGCAUACUCGGAGAAUGGGAUUUUAAUAGAUACAGAUCAGAAAAUGAAGAAUCACUUAGAAAAAGACAUUCGUUCAUUUUUAUUUUACUAGUUUUAACGUGUCUUUAGAAGCGUGCCAAUAGAAAGGAUAUUUCACUUGCAGUUAUUUUGAGCAGAAGUAGAAGUGAUCCUUAAGCAAAGAAAACAAAAAUAGAUGUGUUGAUUAACCCUGUCCUGGAAAGGAAAAUAGCUCACGAGACUCCACCCAAGGAUUUAUACAGCUGAUGAUUUACAGAGAAAGGAGAGAUAUUUUCCUCAGUGGUAUAGCACAUGGAGAGUUACCUGUGCUCCCAUAAACAACUUUUACCCAUGUUUCUGUAAACAACUUUAAUGAAAUUUACUCAGACAUAGACAUGGACACACACACACUCAAGUUUGAAAGUAGAAGUGAAACUAGUUGGGAGGAGAAGGGGAAUUAGAGUUUUUUAAGCAGGACAAGAGAGAUUAAUGAGUGGUAAAAAUUAUCAAAUGUAUUAUAUAUACAUAAAAAUGUCACAAAAUAUGUAUAAUUAAUAUAUGCUAAUAAGACAUUCAUAGAAUAGUUGUACUGAAUAACCACUUUGCAAAAAAUUUUUGAUUCAAAUUUAGUAUCAUUAGCAUGGAGUGAAGUUGUUUAGCAUGAUUUAAAAAAUGAAAUAUAACCCUGUACAUCCAUUACAGUUAGUAGUUAGAUUUUUGACAGCGUGUCCUUAAAGUAGAAGGCUUCUCCAUAUUAUCAUGUAUUAGCUCAUCCUUCAGUUAUUUAACCGUGAUGGGCUUUGUUGUGCUCCAUCACUAAUAUCUAUGAUUAGUUGUAUUGUAAACAGGCGAGUUAGGACAGUUUUUAGUGACAUGUUUUCUUGAAAGCAUUCGUAUUAACAUUCUUACUUAAACCAGGAACAAAACUCCUUUGGCCGCCUAAAUUGGCUGGCAUUGUAUAACAAUCAUUUUGAUAAGGUUUCUUUUAAAUGUUUAGUGUCCAAAGACACAGAGAAGGAUUUGUAUCCCUUAAGUACUUUAAUUAAAGUUUUAUUUUGAUUUUAGUUAGUAAAAUUAAUAAAUUAGGUGCCUGAGUUUUCCCCAGACACAUUUAUUACUUAUGUUUUAUUUGUAGUUUGGGGAUGGUUUAUCCUAGUUAACAUUUUCUUUUCUAUAAAGUCUGGAGAUGGCAGUGUGGUUAUUCUUUUAAUCUUUUCUAUAAAACACAAUUUAUAAAAGAACAUCCUACUAGAAGCCAAAUGGCUUAAAUAGAAUGAGAUAACUAUAAUUUUAGAAUUCUUUAACAGUUUUUCAUUUUUACCUUAAUUUUAUUUAUUUAAUAUAUUUAUGUCUACAUUAGUGUGUGUUGGUGUGCAUGCCUAUGUAUACACAUUUAGAGGCCUGAACUUGACUCUUAGUUAAGUUCUCCUCCUUAUUUUUUGAAACAGUAUCUCAUUGAACCGGGAAAUUCUCUGUUCAUAGAUCAGCUUACCAGUGAGGUUCCGGGAUCUUCCUGACCUAGACCCAACCUCCAGCUCUGAGGUUAAUGGUUUGAGUCCCACCUCUGGCUCUUUAUGUGGAGCUGGAGAUCACUUUACCCUCUGAGCCUUCUCCAAGCAUAUCUAAACUUUUGAAAUGUUAAUGCUAUUUUGAAAGUUUAUAAAAAUCUAAUAUUUGUAGUUCUUGCUUAUACCUUUAAAGUUUUAUAGACAUUUGGCUUAAGAAAAUAAAAUGCUCUUUCUAAGUUAUCUGGUACCAGUACAUUUUCUCCACACUCACAUUGCAAACCUAGUUUCUUGUUCUUAUGAAAAUUAGUAGUAGUUCUGCAGUUGGAAGACUUUACUUUUAUAUUAAAUGAACAUCUUAUGCUGUAGCCAGUAAAUCUUGUGAAUUAAAAAGCACAUAAGAAGGUUAUAUUUUACACUAUCUAGGAGGAGCUUGGAGAAUGCGUAUUUCCUGUAUCAGAAGAGCACCUUCACUGAUAGGUUGGUGUAACAUCUACAUUUAUUUGAUCAUUGGCCACUUAAACUUGGAAUAAACAGACAGACAUUUGGUGUUGAUGAUAGACACCACUUGCUCAGACUAUGUGUCUUCUUGGCUCUUCUUUUCCUUUGUAUUUUCUCCAGAGCUGGUUCUCAGGGGCAGUAACAAUUCUGUCUCUUGCUAUGGUUUGGAUGGGGGUUUGGGCUCAUGUGUUGAUCCUCAGGACAGUGUUCAUAGAGGGUGAGACACAUUAGAUGGCCCUAAAGUCCAACAGGACCACACUUGGAAGAGGUGAAAGCAGUUCUUUUCACCAAAGCUGUCACAAAAGUCUAAACCUAACCCCCAAGUCAUUCUUCAGCUUUUCUCCAGUAACAUGACCCCUGUUUGCAGACAUGCUUUGGAAUCAGUAACAUCCACCAUGAGAUGAUUGGAGCCAAGGAGGGUCUUUCCAGAGCUAUGCUGUGGCCUUAACUUUUAGCCUCUUAACUAUUCCCAAAAAACCUCUUUUAUUUGUACCUAUGCAGCCUAAUGUAUUUCCUUAUAGCAGUAAAUAAGGGAACAAUACAUCCCCUACCUCACCCCCCCAAAAGGAAGACUAGGAAAGCCUAUAAAAUUUCUAGUGAAUCUGCAUGUAUGUGAAUAUUUAUCUGACAAUACCUAGCUAAGAUGACUGCUCCAUUUUGAGCAAAGUGACUCUUUUCCCCCUUGGUCUAGUUCUCGCUCUUCUGGACUUUAGACUUUCCAGCUUCAUUUCAGUGGUGGUGUGGUUGAUUUCGUAAGCCCCAUUGAGGUUUGGCAAUGUUAUAGUGAUGUGGUUUCAUGAAAGGUAUUGCAGGAGCUCUCAAAUAAGGAACCAGCUCUUGCAGUUCCUUGUCAAAAGUAGGCUCAGGGUAGAACACCCACCCCACUUGAGAGGGUUGGCCCGAGUGUUUUUAUCUUUUCUUAAAGUGAUAGUAUGAAUCCAGAACCCAAAUAGGAUGGGCUUGAGAUACUCAUGGUGUUUGGCCAGACAAGUGGAAAAUGCUGGUGAACCAGAUUCCUGGAGCAGCUUAUCCUAUGAAAUCCCUUAUGGAGACUAUUCAGUGAGGCACCAUCGAGAAUUGGACAUCUAUACAUUGACUUCCGAAUCUGAAUCACAUUGUGAACCGCAUGGAGACAGUUGUACUGGACAUAUUUCUAAACUUAUGAAUAUCCAGCAGCAGCUAAUGAAAACAAACUUGAAGCAGAUGGACAAUCUCAUGCCCUUAAUGGUGACAACACAAGAUUCAUCUUGUGUGCCCUGUGUACCAGAGCCUUCUGACCACCAGCAGCUUCCUUUUGAAGAAACUAAGAGCACUGUGUGCUGCCAAGGGAGUCCUGGGAGGAAGGAUGCAAGUCCCUGUGACUUGUCAAGUGUGGUUGAGGAAGAAAAUCUCAUCUGUUCUCAUAAGAAAAAUAAAGAUACUGGGAGACCAGGGGAAGGGGUGGAGCCAGCGUCUGCGGUGGACUCUAGGUCUGCAUCUCAUCAAGACAGCUGCCUUCAGAGCAUACCCGACUGUGGAGUGAAGGGUAGAGAAGGCCUGCCAUCCUGUGGAAACAGAAACGAAGUAACUGGAACACAAUAUUCUGGAGUUGCCACGUGUCAGCAGCCCCUGAGCAGCGAGAGCAGUGUGCCGCAGGAUGUCCUGGUCACAGAACCAGAUGCGCGCCAGCACUCUUCUGGAAGGGAGCUACCAGACAGUUCUUCAACAGAUGCUGGUGCCCCAGAAAAGGCAGGAGAACUAGAACAUAGCCUACUUACCCCAGAUGCUACCACCCAGAACAGUAAGCCUCAAGUAGGGGAAAGCGCAAAGGAGAGACUUGAGAAUUCCGACAUUAGCUCCGCCGAGGCGACUGCUGUUCAAGCUUUACGUGAACCCAAGCAGAAAGCUGACGUUACAAACCAUGUCUUUGCCGCCCGUGCUGCGGGUGCUGACGCUCCUGCUGAGGCUUCACCUGCAUGGAGUCCUGAAGAAAUCCCCACUGGAAAACCAGGAAUGGAGACUCAGGAGAGAGGCUGUGAGGGGGGCAUCACAAGUGACCAGAGCUCCCAGGUGCUUCCUGCUGCUGCUGCUGCUACAGAAAACAAGGUUUUAGAUGGACUAGAACUUGAAACUCUUCCAGCAUGCCCUUGUGAGACAGCAUCAUCCUUGGAUUUAACCGUGUCAGGGCCAAGACCAGAUGGGAUGCCAAAACAAAACUCAGAGUCUAGUGCUCAGCAUGCUCAGAGCCUGAAUAGCCAGGCCCCGCUCUGCUCUAUCGCAGGGGCCGGCACGCCCUCUGCUGAGUCUGCGUGUCCGCAGAGCACAGAGACCUCUAGUGGCGGGUCGGUAAUAGAGCAUGGCAGUGGCGAAGCUAGCCUGCCCGAAAGCACAGCAGCGCAGCCAGAACCGCAAGGUCUUUGCACCGCCCCCUGCCCAGAAGACCCACAAGCUGACACAGUCACUUCUGACACUGCAGCACACAACCAGAAAUCUGUGGGGUCUUGUCAUCUCUGUGCUUUAGAUGCAAAGAACCAAGAAAAAGAUUUGAGACAAGAUACACCCUCAGUGAACACGCUUGAGGAUGUUCCACAUCUGCCUUCAGUUGUCCCCCAAUCUGAGGAAAAACUAGAGCCAGACCAGGUAUCACCUCGAGGCAGCAGUUUCUCUCUGGCAAGCAGUCCAGAGAGUGAAUCAGUAACCAAAGAUGACGUACUUUCUCUCGUCUCCUCCCAGAAAGAAAAGGGAACAGCAACUCCUCAGCUCCAUAGAGCUCCAGCUUGUAGUGAUGGCCCAGAUGGAAGAGAUCUGAAUGAUACGGAUAAGGUAGGAGACGGGGCUGCCAGCCCACCUACACCCUCUGCUGUAGAGCUUCAGACCAGCAUGGGGAAUACCAGCCCUGUAGGUGUUGGAGAGCAGGAGGGGUCCAGCCUAACAGCAACACUUGAAGUGCUAAGUGACUCCUUGCUACAAAGCGUGGAUAAGGCUGCUUUGGUCUCUGACUCUCUUCUGCCUGAAGAAGGUGGCAGUAUAGUGGUUCCAGAAAGUUCCACAGCUCUGGGGCAAGGUGGCAAAGACAAAGCAACGAAAUGUCCUUCUGUUAAAGAAGAUGUGCAUUCUUCAGAAAUGUCAAGGGAGGACCAGAGAACACCACCUCCUGGGCAGGAGAUAUCAAGAUUAUGUGAAAAACCUAUGUCAGCCCUGUGUGCCGGGGAGAAAGCGCUGCAGCACAGUAACUCGCCAGACACACCCUCUGCCUGUCUGCAAACAGAAACUAAACACAACAAGGAAGUGGCCCCACAGAGCUCCCCGCUGAUGAAAGGUGGGGCUGUACAGAACCUGGUGCCACCAAAAACAAGUCUGUCUGCCGAUUCAGAGCAGAAAACCUCGAGUACAGAGCAGAGUGGCUCAUCUCUGCUGCCAGGUGGUGCGUCUGAGGCACUCCGCUGUAGUCAGCCUUCGCUCAGUGUCAGCGUGGAGAGCAUUCAGUUCCAAGGGAAAACCAGUGCUUGUAAGGUAAGCAGAAAUGCAAUGGAGGAUGUUACAGUGGCUGAUGCUUUCCUAGCUACUGCUGAGCCCACAAAAGAGGAUGCAUUACACCACGUCAAAGACAUUUCAGACUUGUUAAACCAAGAGAAGAAAACGACUCCAGGUUUGCCAGAAGCUUUACUGGACAAAGGUGUCACUGACUUACAGGAAGUCAUAACCCCAGAGAUAGAACCACUUGAUUGCAAGAGAGAGAAACUGGAGGGAACAGACCUUAGCUGUCCCACAAGUAAAUCCAAAGAGACUCCAAACAAUGAAGAAACAACGCAACCUCCUGCCAGGGACCUCCCCACAGAGACAGGGCUCUCAGCUAUCAAUGACAAUGGCCCCCAAGCUGACAUGAAGCACGUGACUCAGGCAUCGGUCCCAGGAGAGGAAAGUAACGUUACCACUGUACUUGGAAUGGUCUCAACCCAAGCUGCAGAUGGGCCUCCUGGAGCAGACUCCAUAGAGGAGACCGCCACUAGGAUCGUGGAGGCCGUCAUCAAGCAGAUCAAGGCCUCCAACACACUAAGGACACAAGUAGAAAUCCAGAAUCCGCCACUGUCCAGUUCAGAGAUUAAGGAGAUAGAGAACACUGGUUCAGAGAGUGCACGUGUUUUCCUACCCGGGGAGCCCCUGCAGAUGGAGAAUACUCAGAAAGAAACCACUGGACACUGUAGUGUUGAGACAGAGGCACCAGAGAAAAUAAUUCUAGCUGUCCACAGGCCUGAGCCAGCACCAGAAAUGCCAGACACUAAAACUGGAGGUGAAGUGGAUCUUCUGAGUAAGCGCAGUGCUGCUUCUGAGGAGGAGGCUAUAGGAAAUGGAGCUGCCACGCCCAAGAUGAAGCAAGCCCCAGGGACCCAGGUGAUCAACCGAGAAAGCUGGUGUGCCAUAGAGCCCUGCCCUGAAGCAGCAUCUCUCUUAGCUUCCAAACAGAGCUCAGAAUGCAGAAGCUUCAUAGAUGUUGGACUGGGCACGGAGUGUGCCACAAAAGAAGGCGUGCUCCAGAGAGAGUCAGGGAGUGAUUCUGACCUCUUUCACUCACCCAGUGAUGAAAUGGACAGCAUCAUCUUCUCAAAGCCUGAGGAAGAGCAGUUGCUUUGUGAUACAACAGGAUCCAGUUCUUCAACAGAUGACACAGCUUCCCUGGAUCGACAUUCUUCUCAUGGCAGUGAUGUGUCCCUUCCUCAGACGUCAAAGUUAAACAGGUCCAGAAAUCAUCAAAGUUCCAAUGGCUUUUUCAGCCAUGGGGUGGACCCUGAGAGUCGGGAAGGUGAGAGCGAGCCUGCUGGCUCUGGUGAAAUGGAAGAGGAGGAGAUGGACAGCAUCACUGAAGUGCCUGCAAACCGCUCUUUUCUGAGGAACUCCAUGCGCUCUCUUUCUCCUUUCCGGAGGCACAGCUGGGGACCUGGGAAGAAUGCAGCCAGUGAUGCAGAAAUGAACCAGCGGAGUUCAAUGCAAGUUCUUGGGCAUGUUGUCAGGAGACCUCCCAUUCAUAGGAGAAGUAUGAGCUGGUGUCCCUCUGGUGUGCAGUACUCGGCUGCCCUGAAUGCUGACUUUAAUAUCAGAAGUUUCAGUCUGGAAGGCUUGACAGGAGGAGGUGGUGUUGGAAAUAAGCCAUCCUCAUCUCUAGAAAUAAGCUCUGCAAACUCCAGCGAGCUCAGAAACCCUUUCAGUGGUGAGGAGCAGAGGAGCUCUUUGAUGUCGCUUUCAGAAGAACACCUGGAACCGGACCAGAGACAGCACCAUAGGAUGUUUGACCAGCAGACAUGUUACAGGUCUAAACAACAGGGAUUUAACUACUGUACAUCAGCUAUUUCUUCUCCAUUGACAAAAUCCAUCUCAUUAAUGACAAUCAGUCAUCCUGGAUUAGACAAUUCACGGCCCUUCCACAGUGCCAGUGCCAACCUGACAGAGAGUAUAACAGAAGAGAACUGUAAUUUCCUGCCUCCAAGCCCCUCAAAAAAGAGUUUUGAAGAAAAGAGUGGGACUAAGGUUAGUCGCACCUUCAGCUACAUCAGGAAUAAAAUGUCCAGCAGCAAGAAGAGCAAAGAAAAGGAAAAAGAGAAAGAUAAAACUAAGGAAAAAGAGAAGGAAUCUAAAGAGAAGGAAAAAGAUAAAAAGACUCUUAACGGGCACACUUUCAGCCCCAUUCCUAUUGUGGGUCCCAUCAACUGCAGCCAGUGCAUGAAGCCUUUCACCAACAAGGACGCCUACACAUGUGCAAGUUGUGGUGCUUUUGUCCACAAAGGCUGCAGAGAAAAUUUAGCCUCCUGUGCAAAGGUCAAAAUGAAGCAGCCGAAGGGGAGCCUCCAGGCACACGAUACAUCAUCGCUGCCCACAGUCAUCAUGAGAAACAAGUCUUCACAGCCCAAGGAGCGCCCUAGGUCUGCAGUCCUCUUGGCUGAAGAGGCCAUUGCUGCACCAAUGUUUACUAACAGAAGGUCCCAGCAGAGUGUCUCCCUCUCUAAAAGUGUCUCCAUACAAAACAUUACUGGAGUUGGCAACGAUGAGAACAUGUCAAACACCUGGAAAUUUCUGUCUCAUUCAACAGACUCACUGAAUAAAAUCUGCAAGGUCAAUGAGUCAACAGAAUCCCUUACUGAUGAGGGAGUAGGUACAGACAUGAAUGAAGGACAGCUGAUGGGAGAUUUUGAAAGCGACUCUAAACAGCUAGAAGCAGAGUCAUGGAGCCGGACAGUGGACAGCAAGUUCCUUAAACAGCAGAAGAAAGAUGUGGUCAAGCGGCAGGAAGUGAUUUACGAGUUGAUGCAGACUGAGUUACAUCACAUCCGCACACUGAAGAUCAUGAGUGACGUGUACAGCCGGGGCAUGAUGACAGAUCUGCUCUUUGAGCAGCAGAUGGUGGAAAAGCUGUUCCCCUGUUUGGAUGAACUGAUCAGUAUCCACAGCCAGUUCUUUCAGAGAAUCCUGGAGCGGAAGAAGGAGUCUCUGGUGGAUAAAAGUGAAAAGAACUUUCUCAUCAAGAGGAUAGGGGAUGUGCUUGUCAGUCAGUUCUCAGGUGAGAAUGCAGAGCGUUUAAAGAAGACAUAUGGCAAGUUCUGUGGACAGCACAACCAGUCUGUCAACUACUUCAAAGACCUGUACACCAAGGAUAAGCGUUUCCAAGCCUUUGUGAAGAAGAAGAUGAGCAGUUCAGUAGUAAGAAGACUGGGAAUCCCAGAGUGCAUUUUACUUGUAACUCAGAGGAUCACCAAGUACCCAGUUUUAUUCCAAAGGAUACUGCAAUGUACCAAAGACAAUGAAGUGGAGCAGGAAGACCUCACCCAGUCCUUGAGCCUGGUGAAGGAUGUGAUUGGAGCCGUGGACAGCAAAGUAGCAAGUUAUGAGAAGAAAGUGCGUCUCGGUGAGAUUUACACAAAGACAGAUAGCAAGUCGAUCAUGAGAAUGAAGAGUGGGCAGAUGUUCGCCAAGGAGGAUCUGAGACGGAAGAAGCUGGUGCGGGAUGGAAGUGUGUUUCUCAAGAGCGCAACAGGAAGGCUGAAAGAGGUUCAAGCAGUUCUUCUCACUGACAUUUUAGUUUUCCUUCAAGAAAAAGACCAGAAAUACGUAUUUGCAUCAUUGGACCACAAGUCAACAGUGAUCUCCUUAAAGAAACUGAUUGUAAGAGAAGUUGCCCAUGAGGAGAAAGGCCUGUUCCUCAUCAGUAUGGGGGUGAAAGAUCCAGAGAUGGUGGAGGUCCAUGCAAGCUCCAGAGAGGAGCGGAAUAGCUGGAUUCAGAUCAUUCAGGACACAAUCAACUCCUUGAACAGAGAUGAAGAUGAAGGGAUUCCCAGUGAAAAUGAAGAAGAAAAGAGAUUGUUGGAUACCAAAGCCCGGGAGUUAAAAGAACAACUUCAGCAGAAGGACCAGCAGAUCCUCCUCUUGCUGGAAGAGAAGGAGAUGAUUUUCCGGGACAUGACUGAGUGCAGCACUCCCUUACCUGAGGAUUGCUCCCCAACACACAGCCCGAGAAUGCUCUUCCGCUCCAACACAGAGGAGGCUCUCAAAGGAGGACCGCUGAUGAAAAGUGCAAUCAGCGAAGUGGAAAUCCUUCAGGGGUUGGUGAGUGGAAGCCUUGGUGGCACACUUGGGCAGCCCAUCAGCAGCCCUGUUGAGCAGGAAGUCAUGGCUGGGCCCAUUUCUUUGCCCCGGAGAGCAGAGACCUUUGGAGGAUUUGACUGUCAUCAGCUGAAUGCUUCCAAAGGAGGUGAGAAAGAAGAGGGUGAUGAUGGCCAAGAUCUUAGGAGAACAGAAUCUGAUAGUGGCCUGAAAAAGGGUGGAAAUGCUAACCUGGUAUUUAUGCUUAAAAGAAACAGUGAGCAGGUUGUCCAGAGCAUUGUGCACCUCCACGAGCUCCUUACCAUGCUGCAGGGUGUUGUGCUACAACAAGACAGCUACAUUGAGGACCAGAAGCUGGUGCUGACAGAGAAGGUACUCACAAGGAGUGCAUCCCGCCCCAGCUCUCUCAUUGAGCAGGAGAAGCAGCGGAGCCUGGAGAAGCAGCGCCAGGACCUGGCCAACCUGCAGAAGCAGCAGGCACAGCACCUGGAGGAAAAGCGACGACGUGAACGUGAGUGGGAGGCCCGUGAGCUGGAGCUUCGAGACCGAGAGGCCAAGCUGGCUGAGCGGGAAGAGACAGUCCGUCGUAGGCAGCAGGACCUGGAGAGGGACCGCGAAGAGCUCCAGCAGAAGAAGGGCACUUACCAGUGUGAUCUAGAGAGACUACGGGCUGCCCAGAAACAGCUGGAACGGGAGCAGGAACAACUGAAGAGGGAUGCAGAGCAGCUCAGCCAGAGGCAGAUGGAGCAGGACCUUUGCCAGGUUUCAAAUAAACAUGGCAGACUGAUGCGGGUCCCGUCCUUCUUGCCCAAUUCGGAUGAGUUCUCCUUGCUGUCUACACCUUCUAUAACCAAAUCGGGCUCACUGGACUCAGAACUCUCAGUGUCUCCUAAAAGGAACAGCAUCUCUCGGACACAGAAAGAUAAGGGGCCUUUCCAUAUACUGAGCUCAGCCAGCCAAACAAAAGUACCAGAGGGGCAGAGCCAGGCCCCGUCCAGCACCUCCACUUCCACCCGACUCUUUGGAUUAUCUAAGCCAAAGGAAAAGAAGGAGAAGAAAAAGAAGAGCAAAGGAAGCCGCACUCAGCCUGGUGAUGGUCCUGCUCCAGAAGUACCAGCAGAGGGUGAAGAGAUCUUCUGUUGACCCAUUUCCUCUGCCAGGGCAGCUGCCUUCCAACCCUGACCUGACAGUGGAGCUGCCGGGGCACUCCUGCUGCCCCUGUGCACAAGUCUCUUACACUGGACGCCCACUGCCCCUCAGCGUCCAGUCCUCCUGAGCUACCCCAGGUCCUGGACAAGAAGGAGCAGCACCUGUGUGGGGGGUGGGGACGGACACUCAGACUCCACUUCAGCUGUAACCCGUGACUGCCCAGGGCUUGGGUGGGCCUGGCCUCACUCAGGUGUUACACUGAAGGUAGUGACCCUAGAAGUAUAGAAGAGUUUGAGACAUGUCGGGAUUUCCCAAAAGCUCAGAGGGUUUUUCCAAAUGAGGUCUGCAGCUCUGCCUUGUAUUUGGGGGAAUCCAACCAGAGUCAAGGAGCAGAUAGUGCCAACUUUGUGUACAGUGACCGUCUUCAUGGACACAUGGAGCACACAGCUGUGUACACAGUUCUUCUCAAACAUCAGGAGAGCUUAGCCCAAGGGCAAGCAUCUACUGACCAGGUGGCACCCUGUGGUCCUCUGAGACUGGGUCCCUUGAAAUGGUCCCUGUGCACACACCACCCAUCUCUGUAUGUAUUCCUCAUUUCCUUUCAGGAAGAACAACAAACACUUGUGAAACAGCAAGAGGCCUGAUGUGCACGGACGAGCAUAGUCUGCAGUGCCUGUAUCUUCUCCACACUCUAGGCUGAGCUCUCUGACUUCAUAAUCAGAUCAGGAAGAAAUAUACUGCCUGCCCUAGAUGCCUGUCUACAUGCUCUGGGCACAAAGGAAGUAGAGGGGACUCUUCACCACUGUCCCCAGUAUGACAUUUUCUAGUUGUUACUGGACCUCGCUAUGGGAAAGUGUGUAGCCUGUUAAUGCUCCCAGCCACCUGCCUGGGUCUCGCCCUGAGGCUUCUCUGGGAUUACUGACGAAAAGUAGGUUCCAGUUCAGGAGUUAAGUCUUUCUAGUGGUUUUGCCAAUACCAAGAAGGGAGCUGGCCCUGAGGCAUGGCUGUGUGCACGCCCCUCAGCCACAGGUCCUCCUCACAUACGGUUUUCAGAUGCAGUUUGCUUGGUUGCGCUCUUCUUACCCUUGAAGCUGUCAAGUGCUGCUUGUCUCUCCUCUCGCCCUCUGUCUCCAUGCGUUGAUCUGUGCAUGCUUGAGGCCUUCACCAGCUCGUGUGUGCAGGACAGUUCAUUGGUAAUGUUCCCUCCAAGGCUCGUUUACUCCCCGGGAGGGACACACUAAGGUCUGGGCUUCACACGUGGCCUUCAGUUCCUGGUUUUGCCCUCAGAAGCGUUGUGCAGAAACAAACCUGUAACUUGGUGCUUGUUGAUGACCUGCGAGCUGGUCUUGCAGGGACAGAUCUUUCAGUUUACUUGGAAGAGUCCUGGUUUAAAUUUUUUAGCCUAAAUUUGUUUUAUUUAUUUUGUGUUUGUGUUUUAUUUUAUUCUGAAAGUGAACCAGUACUGGCCCAGCAGUUUAAACCAUCUUUUCAGUACAGAAAAUGAAAUGUCUCCGCAAGUGCAUGAAGGUCCUGAGGGAAACUGAGGUUAGAUGGGAGCUGCGCCCUUCUGUCCCAUGCCCAUUUUUUUUUAUAAGGAACGUUUGUUCUUUUUUGGAGAUUUUUAAAGUUGCCCCAUUGGCUACUUUUACCUCUCUUUGACAAGGUUGGUUUGGCUCUUUAAAGCUGGGUGGGGUUUUGUUUCGUUGGUUGGGUGUUUCUUUUUCUACUAAAACUAUGGUGUAUACUUCCCUCAAGCACCUUAACAGCAAGAAGUUAGUCACUUCCUUCUCCAAGUCCAGCUAUGACUUCUCCAGCUGUCACAGUAGAGCCUGCUGUGCCUCAGUGCACCACAGGGUUUGGCUGGUUGGCCUUGUCCCUGCCUCUGAACAGCCUCUUCAGGGGGAAUGUGCCCUUCCUUCCACAGCCAAGCACUUCCACUUAGGGGAAGAGCCUGACUCCCACCUAGAUCUGACAGAAAAUCAAACCAAGUCCUGCCCUCCUCCCUGUGCAGGAGGCCAGUGAGCGCCUCCAGGUUCACUCUGACCCACACAGUGAGCCACUGUGCAACCUAGGAUGGCCUGCCCCAGUUCCCUCUACAGCCAACCAGCUAUGUUGUGUUUUGCUUGCUUUGGUUGUUUUUAAAAACCAGUUUUACUUCUAUCCACAUUCCCCAAAACAAUGGUCAGUGACAGUUGGGAGGCCUUAAAAAUCAAGACAGCAUCCACUGAGUGCCCCUAGGCUGCCCAGCUUCCUCCGGGAAGAGAACCAUUUGCCAAGAACUGUUUCACCUGCCUGCACCACCUGGUCCCCUCAGAAGUCUGUCACGCUUGGGGAGUUGCUGCUUGUGCUCUUGCUUAGGACCCCAAAGACUGCUGUGGCUGAGUCAACAGCCUUCUGUGGAGUCUCUAAUAUGAGAAGGGUGGUUUUCUAGGGACCAGGUUGUGUCCUGUCCUGUUCCCCAUUCUGAGAAAUCAUGAUUUUAUAUCAAGCUAAAGAAAUUAUUGCUUUGGGGGACAGGUGGAAAUUGACCCCAGCCUUGUGUAAUCCAGUGAACUUUCUGAAAGAUUGUAUCUUCUCUCAAAAAUUAUAAUCAUCUCAGUAGCUGUCGUCCCAUCUGGGUGACAUGUGCACUUUAAAUGACCUCUCAUCAGCUGGCUUCAUCUUUGAGACAAUCAAAUCUGUAACGGUUUCCUUAGAGGGUGGAGAGGGUUAGGAUAAAGACCCGCCAGCAUGACCCCACCAUGCUCUCAUGGAAGUUCCUGCAGGGGGAGCCCUCACCAUGAUUGAUUGGUUGUUUUUUCAGAAGGUACGAACUGAGUCUUUUGAGGGUCACACCACUAGCGCUGCCCUUGGCUAGUUCCGCCCACCCCUUGCUGGUUCUUCCCAGCCUCCCUCACAGCAGUAAGUUCAGGUGUGUUGAUCCCUUCAGGGUAGCAUGAGUACACACAGGCUUAGUAAAGGACAGACCUUGGCCCACAGACCAGAGUUUGCCCAGAGUCCUCCUCUCCAUAUGAGUUUGUAAGGUCUCUUCCUGUCCCUGAGGCUCUGUGACCUCACCCAUUGUUUUUGCCAAGGCUCUUGGUAUUUCAUUGGACUUAAGUUGCCUUUGACCUGUACCCAGAAGACAGUCCUGAAGUGUGGGCUUCCUUGUCUGGACACCUGCAUGGGUGCCCUUAAGUGAAGCAGUGACACACACACACACACACACACACACACACACACAGCAGUGACACACACACACACACACACACACACACCCCGGCCAUCGCUGCAGAGAACAAGGGCACAGUGUGUUCAGUUUCGGCUCCCUGUUUUCUUUCAUGUAGCCUAACAUUCCUAGUUAACUAGACUUUGGAGUCUGCUGCCUGCUGGCCGGGUGGAGAAAUGCAAAGUGUUCUAAUGCUGCCAUAAAGUGAGCAGGGAGGGGUGGCAGAGGCCUUUUCCUGCACUCACGGGAUUUAAUUUGUCAAAUGAUUGACAGGUCCUGAGUUACUUCUCCAUCUCAACUAAGGUAUAAAGUGGGUGGCCCCCACUACCGCAAGUGUGCCCUGUGGAGAAACCAGGCAGGUGCUGCUACUGCCACAGACCCCAGAGGGCCUCUGCAGGAAGCACAGAACCUAUGCCUUAGAACCCUCCCAGCCUCAGCUGCCCUGCCUUGGUUGCCACCUGCUGGGAUGGGCCUAACCCAGCGGGUUCGUCUCAGGUUUGCCCCUGAGGCCUAGGCUGUACAGAAGGUGGGCAGGAUACACCUAUACCUCUGUUCUUGUUGUCUCCAAAUGCUGUAUGAACAUUUCUGUACUAAGCCUAUUAAGUAAAAAGUCGGGUUCAACCCAAGCGCUGUAUAGUAAUUUGUAAUUAUGUAUAAAGUGAAGCAGUUCUGAACUGUAAAGAUUUUCAGUGUGUUUUCUGGAAAUUUGCCACAACAUACUGGCUUUGUAUUUUAUUUAUCAUCCUUUGUAGUUACUGGCUUCCGAGUCUUGUAAAGUCCCCCUCAGACCUUUCAGAAAUAAUAAAUGUCCUUUGAAAUCUUGA
Molecule: messenger RNA, 15023 nt
Organism: Rattus norvegicus (Norway rat)
Lineage: Eukaryota; Metazoa; Chordata; Mammalia; Rodentia; Muridae
Source: RefSeq, a predicted model, not a curated record